Musca vetustissima is the source of this 804-nucleotide messenger RNA. RefSeq names its product vesicle-associated membrane protein-associated protein B (gene Vap33). The coding region runs from base 41 to 796 and encodes 251 amino acids. Gene Ontology annotation, cellular component: endoplasmic reticulum membrane; plasma membrane. Gene Ontology annotation, biological process: endoplasmic reticulum membrane organization. The transcript is spliced from 6 exons. Gene Ontology annotation, molecular function: FFAT motif binding. The record is from RefSeq and is a predicted model, not a curated record. NCBI's taxonomy places the organism in Eukaryota, Metazoa, Arthropoda, Insecta, Diptera, Muscidae.
CAAUCAACAGCAGCAGCAGAGUUAGCCGAAAAUCACAAACAUGGCUGUAUUCACAGAGGCCCAGUUAAAAGCAAAGCUGAUCAUUGACCCACCAAGCGAACUGCGCUUCCGUGGUCCAUUUACUAAACAAGUGAUAACCACAUUAAAUUUAACUAAUCCUUCGGAUCGUAGUAUUUUAUUUAAAAUAAAAACAACCGCUCCCAAACGUUACUGUGUACGUCCAAAUUUUGGCGUUAUUCGAGCACAUGAAUCAGCUUCGGUUGAAAUUUGCUUACAGCCCUUCAAUUUUGAUCCAUUUGAAAAGAACAAACACAAGUUUAUGGUCCAAAGUGUUUUAUUGCCAGAAAAUGAAGACGAGGAUAGCUCGACCUUUUUCAAUAUUUGGAAGGAGUUGCCACCAGAAAAUUUCAUGGAUGCCAAAUUGAAGUGUGUCUUUGAAAUACCACAGGAAGAUAAUCGUGGUGAUGCAUCAGCUGCUGCUAAAGUUGUCAAACCUGAGCAAUCAUCCUCACCUCCACAAGUUAAAAAUGAAGAAAAGCAGACUUCAGUUAUGGAUACUUCUGAACAAUCAGAAUCGCUGACGAAUGAACUCAAACAGUUGCGUGAGGAGAACAGUAAAUUGAGAAAAGAAAUUGUUAAUCUGAAGGAACAAGUGAUUCGAAUUCGAUCCACAGUACCCACGGUACGUGAACCCUUUACCCCUGGUAUGGCUGAAAGGCAAAUUCCCAUGUUCUAUAUAGCGCUCGCUUUUGCCGCUGCAAUCUUUGGUAUUCUAUUCGGCAAAUUUAUACUCUGAACAACUAA